ACACACAACUGCUCACAGGGCAAUGUCCUGGCAAACAACCUGCGCUGGAUGUUUCUGUAAGCCCAUUUUCAAUUAAACAUUCAAAAAUGGAGGGAACACUAAAUUCAGGUCGUCCUUAUAACAAACUGACCAGUCAGGAGGCCCUCGUUGAAGAAGAGCAUUAUCUUCCCUCAAAUCAGGAAAAUCAAGUGACUUUGUCGACAACGAGACCUGAAUCAAGCAUGAAUCUCUACAAUCUGCUCAAAGUGAGCCUGGCGGUGCUCGCGGUCAUCCUGCUAGUGGUCAACAUUGGCCUGGGAGUUUACUAUAACAAACUUACUGACAACAACAUAGUAAGAGACAUCAGCAGUGAGAUAACCAAACUUCAGGCUUCCUACGACGCCGCGGUUCGAAGCAGGGAUGAAGCCAAGAAACUGCUGGCGAUGGAGCUCAGCGAGCAGCAAGUCAUCAAGUGGGAGCUGGAACACCAGAGCCUUAGAGUCAAAGACUAUGAAAAGCAGGUUGAAAAGAUGCAGGUGGACAUUGCAACGUUGAAGUCCCACCUACCGAUGCUGAAGGAGGGCUGCCGACACUGUUUGCCUGGAUGGGCUUUCAUGAGCUCGACCUGCUAUUACUUCCCUCUUUCUGACACCGCUUACCGCAUAUCGUGGAACGAGGCCCGGCAGUCCUGCAGGAGACUAGGAGGUGACUUGGCAAUCAUAAACAGCAGAGAGAAGCAUCUUGGAGUAACUAGGUUGAUAAGCACUAAUCAAGACCCCUCGAGACCAAUGUCCCAGAAUGGUUUCUGGAUCGGACUGAGAGACGUGGAAGAGGAAGGAGUUUGGAAAUGGGUGGAUGGGACAAGACUGACUGAGGGGUUCUGGAACAUCGGAGAACCAAACAACCAGAACAAUGAGGACUGUGCAGCCGUAUAUCCCAAAAGCAACCCUUUCUUGUCUUGGAAUGAUGCGCCGUGUAGCUAUAACCUGAAGUGGGUUUGUGAAAUGGCACCAAGAUCUUUUAGAUAAUGAAAUACUUCUUUUGAAAGUCCUGGUUUUAUUU
Messenger RNA from Fundulus heteroclitus (mummichog), 1041 nucleotides. RefSeq names its product C-type lectin domain family 4 member M. The record is from RefSeq and is a predicted model, not a curated record. NCBI's taxonomy places the organism in Eukaryota, Metazoa, Chordata, Actinopteri, Cyprinodontiformes, Fundulidae. The transcript has 6 exons. Bases 87 to 1007 code for a protein of 306 amino acids.